AUGAACAAUACAGACAAUACAGUGAUUCAGUUGCUUCAAGGAAUACAAGCUGCACUUAUUUCCCUAAAGAGUGGUCAAGAAGCAUUGCUAGGCCAUCAAGAAGCAUUAGAAAAAAAACAAGAUGCAAUGCAACUUCAAAUGACAAGUUUUUAUAAUGAAUUUAAAGAUUGGGAAUUUCCAGAUAGAACUAUUGUAACCUCUACCAGUACUCUUACUGGCAUCAUUCCAAGAUCCGUAUCAAAAAUCAACGAUAUAACUUUAAAGCAUAUAUACAAGAUGAUAACAGACGAUCUUAGAAUAGAAUUGACUGAGGAAACCAAGAGAAUUGUUAACACAUGUCACUGCAAAAGACAACCGAUUUAA
Messenger RNA from Phycomyces blakesleeanus NRRL 1555(-), 363 nucleotides. RefSeq lists its product as hypothetical. The record is from RefSeq and is a predicted model, not a curated record. Lineage: Eukaryota; Fungi; Mucoromycota; Mucoromycetes; Mucorales; Phycomycetaceae. The transcript has 2 exons. Bases 1 to 363 code for a protein of 120 amino acids.